Molecule: messenger RNA, 1631 nt
Organism: Rhizophagus irregularis DAOM 181602=DAOM 197198
Lineage: Eukaryota; Fungi; Glomeromycota; Glomeromycetes; Glomerales; Glomeraceae
Biological process (GO): protein histidyl modification to diphthamide
Molecular function (GO): 2-(3-amino-3-carboxypropyl)histidine synthase activity
Source: RefSeq, a predicted model, not a curated record
AUCAUGACCAGCAUGGCCUCUCUUCAAGGAAAGAACGGUUUUGUUGACGACGGAAGCGCUGUUAUAGAGCGCGUUCUUGAGGUGAAAAGUGAGAAGUUGGCUGCUUCCGUCAAACAAUUAGAAGACAUUUAUGAAAUUGAUAGAACCGUUAAAGUUUUACUGGACAACGGGUUUGAAAAGGUUGCUUUACAGUUUCCUGACGAAUUAUUAGCAGACUCCACUGAAGUUGCCACAGCUCUAAAAGAAAGAACCAAGAAAAAAAUUUUUGUUCUAGCAGAUACUUCAUAUGGAAGCUGUUGUGUGGAUGAGGUAGCAGCAAAACACGUUGAUGCAGAAUGCAUUAUUCAUUAUGGUCGUUCAUGUUUAAGCCCUUGUUCGCAGCUUCCCGUACUAUAUGUGUUCGGAAAGCAACCUAUCGAUCUAGCUCAUUGUUUAGAAUCAUUUGAUCAAUUUUUUAAGCAAGACAAGAAUCAGCCAUUGCUCAUUAUGUAUGAUGUUGUUUACUCAUAUUGCAUAGACGACUUUGUUCUUAGACUACGGAACGAAAGGAAUUUCAAAAAUAUCAUUCAAUCUUUCGUUAAAUCAGAAUUUAAUUUUUCAAAUAACUUAAAGGAUAUUUCAGCUCCAAAAAAUUCAGGGAGACAUUAUAUAUUACCCGAAAAUAUUUUAAUUGAAAAUUGUACAAUAUUUUAUAUUGGUUAUGAGAGUUUAACUUUAACAAACAUAAUUAUGACAUAUAACAAAUGCAAAGUUUUCUCAUAUAACCCGGAAAUACGGAUAGGAAGACUAGAGACUAUACAAGUGAAUAGAGCUUUGAUGAAACGGUAUUAUAUGAUUCAAAAAGCAAAGGAUGCAGAUGUUAUCGGGAUAGUUGUGGGAACUUUAGGAAUUGCAUCUUAUUUAAUUGUAAUAUCACAUCUCAAAAAAUUAAUCAUCCAUGCUGGCAAAAAGCCAUAUACAUUUGUCAUGGGCAAGCUUAAUGUUGCAAAGAUGGCAAAUUUUAUGGAAAUCGAAUGUUUUGUACUUGUAGCUUGUCCCGAAAAUAGCUUGAUUGAUUCAAAGGAAUUUUAUCGUCCAAUUGUGACACCUUUUGAGUUAGAAAUCGCUUUGAAUCCAUCAAGACAAUGGACAGGAGAAUAUAUUACUGAUUUUCAGCUCUUAUUAUCUUGUAACCAUUCAAACAUUGAAGAAGUAGGAAAGGAUGACGAUGAACCUCAUUUCUCUUUAGUUACAGGAAAAUAUAAGCAAAGUCGAAAAUAUGGCAUUAAAGGCGUAUCGGAAAAUAUUACAGAUAACAUGAAAGAUUUAACAUUACGUAAUCAAAACACAUCAGUAUCUACUUUAAUAAACAGUGCUGCAGGAGAAUAUUUUAAUUCAAGAACUUUUCAAGGACUUGAACAAAUUAAAGGAACGGAAGUACAAUUGGCUGAAGAAGGUCGAUCAGGCAUUGCUAAAGGCUAUACGGAUGAAGUUGAUCAUUUAUAAUCACAAGUAAAUUAAUAUACCGAUAUACUAUUAAAAACUUGAUAUACCGAUAAAAUUUUAUUUUCCCACUAUAUGUGAGGACAAUAUAAAUGAUAUUUUCUAAAAAUUUUUAUAUAUGUCCCAACAUAUCGUUAUAUAAAGGUUUG